AUGGAUGUACUUUGGAGAGAAUUAGCGAGAUGGAAUGAGAAGAUAAAGGCUAUGAAGAAGAAGAAGAUGCUGAAGAUGAAGAUGAAGAUUAUGAAAUUGAAGACUCAGAAUUUGCUGAUACCCUUUUUGCCGCAACACAAGACUUAUGUCACACAGAUGAGGACACUGGAUGUGAAGACUGUGUGGAAUGAGACUAUGGAAAUAAAGGAUAUGAAGAUGAAGAGAAUGAAAAUAAAAAUAAAAAUAAAAAUAAAAAUAAAAAUAAAAAGAAAAUAG
This is a messenger RNA of Blepharisma stoltei, 276 nucleotides long. The record is from the annotation of a GenBank genome assembly. Lineage: Eukaryota; Ciliophora; Heterotrichea; Heterotrichida; Blepharismidae.